Exaiptasia diaphana is the source of this 1178-nucleotide messenger RNA. Its product is annotated as cullin-5. Gene Ontology annotation, cellular component: Cul5-RING ubiquitin ligase complex; SCF ubiquitin ligase complex. The record is from RefSeq and is a predicted model, not a curated record. Lineage: Eukaryota; Metazoa; Cnidaria; Anthozoa; Actiniaria; Aiptasiidae. Gene Ontology annotation, molecular function: ubiquitin protein ligase binding. The coding region runs from base 1 to 1053 and encodes 350 amino acids. Gene Ontology annotation, biological process: SCF-dependent proteasomal ubiquitin-dependent protein catabolic process; protein ubiquitination. The transcript has 8 exons.
AUGUCUGGGAAUAGUAGUUUACUUUUGAAUUCCAGCAAUCCUGGUAUCCAGUUUGAAGARAAAUGGCAYGAAAUAAGACCUACAGUGAAUAAAUUACUACAGCAACAGACAGUUAAGAAUGCUGAGUGGCAAAGUUUAUUUUGGGAAAUUCACAAAGUCUGUAAUUGGGUGGAGAAGGGAUCACAAAAAGUAUACAAGGCUUUAAAAGAAGAAGUUUCAAUUUUCAUCAAGCAAGUACAAGAGAGAGUUCUGAGACAUGAGGAAGACCACUCUCUCCUCAAAGCAUACAACGCAGAAUGGAAAAAGUUUUUUACCCAAUGUGAUUUCCUGCCUAAGCCCUUUAGUACUUUAGAAUCCAAUCUUCAAGGGAAAACUGGUAGUGGCAGUAGCAAAAGACCUUUAUCGGAUGGUAUAACUGUACAAAAGUUAAUGUUAGAUGCUUGGAAUGAGGGAAUUUUUUCAAGUAUAAAGACUCGUCUCCAGUCUAGUGCCAUGAAGCUUGUGUAUUCUGAAAGAAAUGGUGAAGCUUUUGAUUCUCAGUUGGUGAUAGGUGUCAGAGAAUCGUAUGUGAAUCUCAGCUCAGACAUCACAGACAAGCUAAAGAUUUACACGGAAAAUUUUGAAAAAGCUUACGUUGAGGCAACAAGGGAAUUCUACAAGACGCAAGCUUCUGCGUACUUGCAGCAAACUGGAGUACAAAGCUACAUGAAAUAUGCUGAAGUUAAGCUUAAAGAGGAAGAGCAAAGAGCAAGUAGAUAUCUUGAGACAAGAAAAGGAUGUAACUCUAUUGCUGUUUUAACUGAGUGCUGUGUCAAUGUUCUGGUUGGUGACUUCAAGGAAACUAUACUAGCUGAAUGCCCUGGAAUGAUUGCCGACAAUGAAACUGACAAACUUCUUCUAAUGUUUAAACUGAUGGAUCGUGUGCAAGGAGGAGUUGAUCCUAUGAUACAAAGUCUAGAGUCUUACAUAGUAACCACAGGCCUCGACGACAUGAUGGCUACUGCUGAGACUAUCACCACGGUAACAAACAGUCAUGGUGAUUUGAUGAAAUAACAAAGAGAAACAGGCAAUACAAAAAACAAAGAUGUCCAGUCUGAUAUAAUUCUGCAAUUCUUUGUGUUUGUUGUCUUGAUCAACCACAAGCUUUGUUCUGACGGUAGUGGUUGACCCAGCCAUGA